UUAAGAUUGAUAGAUUGAUUUAAUUCUGAAAUUUAAAAAAUAAAAGUAAAAUGAAGUAGAUUGAUUCCACUGUAAAUCUAAAUGGAGAUCAUUUGAUAAUUAAUUCAUAACUUGUCUUAGAUUUUAAAUAAAAAGUUUAAAAUUGUUCUAGCAGUUAGUUAGUUUCUGAUAUAAUUGAUACUUUGAAGCAACAAAAAGAUUUAAGAACCCUCGUGAUCGAUCUUUAUAACAAAAAAAUUUAAGAUGAAAAUGCAUCUAAACUGUUUUUAGGAAUAUCUGAAUGCCCUAAUCUCACUAAUUUAACAUUAAAGCUAGAGUAUAAUAAACUUGGCUAUAUUUCUAAUGAUUUCUAUGUAGCUUUAUCAAAGCUUUAGAGUGUUUCAAAUUUAAAUCUUAAUUUAGGAAGCAAUUAUGUUGGUGAAAAUGGUAUACCUCUUUUAGGAUCUAACUUAGCUUUAUUAAAGAAUCUCAAAAUUUUGACUCUUAACUUGGACUGCAACAAUAUUGGAUAAAUAGGGGCUAGUCGACUAGGCUCUGCAUUAAUAAAUUUCAAUAAUCUUACUAGCUUGUUUCUCAGCCUUUAUUCUAAUAAUAUAGGAAAUAAUGGAGUGUUUGCUUUAUGCUCUUACAUUUCAGACAUUGAAAAAAUAGAAAAUUUAGAGCUUUGUUUUGGAACAAAUAACAUCCUCAUAAAAGGCGCAUAAGACUUAUUCGAUUGUUUAGCGAAUAGUAAAAAAUUAAAAAGCUUGGCUGUAGAUUUAGGAGGAAAUAAAAUAAGUGGAAAAUCUAAUUUUACAUAGUCUCUCUGUCAUUUAACUUUUCUUAAGAGUUUAAGCUUAAAUAUUUGGGGCUGUGAUAUUGGUAUUCAAGGUGGCAAUUUGCUAGCUUCUAGUUUAUCAAAAUGCAAAGCUCUAGCAGCUUUAUCACUUGAUAUUUCAUUCAACCAUAUUAAUGCAUAAAGUAUUAUUGAUAUAAAUCAAGCUUUGAUAGAUAAUUGUAAAAUAAGUAGUUUAUCUCUUAAAACUAGUUUCGCUGAUAUUGGUUAAGAAGGUUUGAAGAAUUUAAGCAGUUCUAUUAAAAAUAAUAAAAGUCUUCAUCAACUUACAAUUGAGUUUAAUGGUCAUUAUAUGGGAAGUGAAGCAAAUUAACUAUUGAAAAGAAAAAUACUAAAAAUGCAAAGACUUGUUAAGUUUGUUGAUAAAUGUGCUCCAGUUAUUAUUUAAUUAUGAAUAUACAUACAUUUUUUAUUAAAAAAGUAUAAUUCUUCAUCUUUAUCAUAAUUUAUUUUUACAUUUUUAAAACCAAUUUAUAAAAUAUCUAGCUGUAUUUGAAGAAAAAAUAUAUGUAAAAAGAAUUCUAUUUUGCAAAAAUAUUUUAUUUUUUU
Messenger RNA from Tetrahymena thermophila SB210, 1384 nucleotides. Its product is annotated as kinase domain protein. Gene Ontology annotation, molecular function: small GTPase binding; GTPase activator activity. The transcript has 14 exons. NCBI's taxonomy places the organism in Eukaryota, Ciliophora, Oligohymenophorea, Hymenostomatida, Tetrahymenidae. The record is from RefSeq and is a predicted model, not a curated record. Gene Ontology annotation, biological process: nucleocytoplasmic transport; activation of GTPase activity. Gene Ontology annotation, cellular component: perinuclear region of cytoplasm; cytosol; nucleus.